This is a messenger RNA of Lolium perenne, 907 nucleotides long. NCBI's taxonomy places the organism in Eukaryota, Viridiplantae, Streptophyta, Magnoliopsida, Poales, Poaceae. The record is from RefSeq and is a predicted model, not a curated record.
CAGGUGAAGCGUAGAAUUCAGGUGAAGCGUAGAAUAGGAAUCACCUGCACCUUGCGAGGCGACGAUGGCGUGGAGGCGGCUGGCCAGCGGCACGGCGGCGGCGCAUCUCCGCCGCCAUGUCGUCUCCUCCCCGCCACUCGCCGCCCCCUCGCGCGCCUUCUCCGCCGCCAACCCUACCCUUCUCGGCAGGGAAGCGCUGCAGGGCAUCCGGUCGCGGUGUUCGAGCUCGCCCCCCGCGUUUCAGGCUCGCGCCCCCGGGCUGGGACUGGGAGCUCUGCUGGCGGCCAGGGUGUCUUCCGGAGCUCGCCCGAAGCUGUCAGGUCUCCUAAAGGGAUUUGGGGCCGGUGGCUCCGCCAUUGCUGUGAUGCUUUAUCCGAGAGAAGUUGCUCAGGCAGCCGAACGGCCAGCAGGGAUCUCGUCACAAGAUAAUGCUCUGCUCUCACCAGAUACGAAACAGAUGCUUCGGAAACUGUGGAAUUUGCUCAGGAAAUUUCAGCUGCCUAUCGGUUUGAUUCUUUUGGUUGUGUACAGUUGGAAGAAACCAAUUGUUCUCGCCAUCAACACUUUGCUUCUUCUCUACUCUACAAGGCCGGACCCCUAUUCCAUAUACUUGUUUCUUCAGGAGAUUCAUCAAGGGAAGGUGCGUCAGAAUCCUGCUUUGUGGAGGGAUGAGUUCAUGCAGACUAGAAAAGUUGAUACUGAAGACUACAAGUUCUUUUCUAUCGGAAGAGUUGAAUUAAAGGACGGAACGGUGCUACAUGCCAUCGGAAUUCUUGGCAACUGGUGGACCUAUCAUGUGUCUUAUGCCAAGAGAGUGCAGCCCAUGUAGCAUUUACUUUUCGUUCUGAGAAAUGGCUAAUGGGCAGUAACUACCUAGAGCUUUUGACAUUUGUAUUAUGUGAACUAU